Molecule: messenger RNA, 984 nt
Organism: Gongylonema pulchrum
Lineage: Eukaryota; Metazoa; Nematoda; Chromadorea; Rhabditida; Gongylonematidae
Source: the annotation of a GenBank genome assembly
AUGCUGUGCCUAGUAUCUGGAAGCAAGCAGUCUAGGUUUACCGAUCGUUCGCGUUUCCCAAAAGAUGCUGAAAUUGGUAUUGGGGCAGCAUUUUUUGAGGUCGAUGCCAUGGAUUCGAUGGAUAUUGUAUGCCCUACAUACAGUACCCAGGAUAGCACUAACAAAUAUGAGCAACUAAUUAUCCAUCAGGUUUCCGACUUAUCGUUCAUGAGUUGCGAACUGGACAGCCGCUCACAAGCAUUUCUUGUCUGUGAUUCGCCGCUAGCAGUGGUUCCGGUCACUCACAAAAUUAUCUUCCGACAGCUUUCUCCAUCAUCCAAUGGCUUCGAAUAUCAACCAGGCCGAUCAUAUUAUUUAAUUACAACCUCAAAUGGUUCAGUGGAAGGCAUGAACAAUUCUCGGCUGGGCUUAUGUGUUACUGCCAAUUUGAGGCUGCGUAUCGAUGUUCGGCCCUCGGACACCCAUGACUUCCUAGAGUCACAAGAAGAACCUCAUUUUCACGUGAAACUAGUUAGUGCAAACCCGACUUCUCUGCUGGAAGCAUCUUGCGUUUUUCAGGCUCACGGCGGGCUGAGUAAUGAAUCGCAGAAAUUUGCCGCAAAGCAUGGCCUAGACUUGACGCGUCUGGAAUAUGUCAGGCAGCUGGCGAUGGACGGAGUUGAAGGCGACUUCUCCUUCCGGCAACUUCAAAAUAGCACAUCGAAGGUAUCAACGAAUGGGGCGCAAGCUCCUCUAACCAGUGGCCCGGGACGGCCAUACAUUUCCAGUGCAGCAGCUGAGGACGGCAGUGAGGCGUUCCACUCAACAAGCAGGCAGUCACAGCGAUGGAUUUCCAGGGAGAAGCAGAGUAGGUUCGGCAGCGUCCGAGACGCGUUCCUCGGUGAGGAUACCGACGCCAUGGAUACGGAGCAGGACUAUGUGGUGGAUGACGCAUCCUCGAUGUGCGUUCGUGAUUAUCGCGUUGGUACUCUCACGAAUCCAUGA